UCUGGUUCUGAACCCAACCCCAAAGCAUCACUGACACCUGAACGUUUUCCUAGGACCCAGUGCACACUGCCCAAUCCAAAGCUGCUCUCAGGAGCACUGAUAAAUGUAGCCAAACACCUGGGCAACCUGCAGUUCAGAGUCUGGGAGAAGAUGCAGGGGAUCAUCAAACACACUCCCGUGAUUCUGGACCCCAACACUGCCGCCCCUUGGCUUUCUCUGUCUGACGAUCUGACCAGUGUGAGUCAAAAAUGGCAGCAGCAACCUAUGAACCUAGAACGGUUUGAGAAUUAUCAAAUUGUACUGGGCUCUGAAGGGUUCAGCUCAGGAAAGCACAGCUGGGAGGUGGAGGACCAUCCUCUCUGGGAUAUGGGUGUGGCCGAAGAGUCCAUCGAGAGGAAGAAAAAUCUGACUGUGUCACCAGAAUGUGGAAUCUGGGCUAUUUGGUUGAGGAACAGCAAGUACAUAGCAGGAGUAGGUGGGAUCCUCCCUCUGCAGAGGAGACCCCAGAGGAUCAAAGUGCAGCUGGACUAUGACAGUGGGGAGGUAUCUUUCUACGACUCCAAAUAUAUGACUCACAUCUACACUUACAAAGACAUUCAAUUUAAAGAGAGGAUGUACCCAUACUGUAUGGUUGGACCCAGUAGUAAUGCCACCAACCCUGAUAUAAAGAUCUGCCAAUCAGAGGUGUCUCUGACAAUGUUAUCUCAGUAAGGUGUGUGUUUCUGUGUGUCUUUGUGUGUGUGAAUUAUUAACUUUGAUAAUGAUGGUGAUUAUGUCUUGAAGAUGAAAUCGGAUGAGAGAUUAAUCUGUUCAUCUCUGUUAGUGUGUCAAGUGAAAUGUGUGUGUGAUUCUAGUUUCUCACAAUAAUGGUCAGAGAGUAAUAGGAUACGGCAUGUGUCAAAAUUGAUUGAUUGCUGACCUUAUGACCUG
Oncorhynchus nerka (sockeye salmon) is the source of this 930-nucleotide messenger RNA. Its product is annotated as zinc-binding protein A33-like. Gene Ontology annotation, molecular function: protein binding; ubiquitin protein ligase activity. Gene Ontology annotation, biological process: protein ubiquitination. The annotation marks the transcript as partial. Gene Ontology annotation, cellular component: cytoplasm. The transcript is spliced from 2 exons. The record is from RefSeq and is a predicted model, not a curated record. NCBI's taxonomy places the organism in Eukaryota, Metazoa, Chordata, Actinopteri, Salmoniformes, Salmonidae.